Messenger RNA from Leucoraja erinaceus (little skate), 5441 nucleotides. It is a transcript of the gene khdrbs2, whose product is annotated as KH domain containing, RNA binding, signal transduction associated 2. Gene Ontology annotation, molecular function: mRNA binding; poly(A) binding. The record is from RefSeq and is a predicted model, not a curated record. The transcript has 9 exons. Bases 2986 to 4017 code for a protein of 343 amino acids. Lineage: Eukaryota; Metazoa; Chordata; Chondrichthyes; Rajiformes; Rajidae. Gene Ontology annotation, biological process: regulation of alternative mRNA splicing, via spliceosome. Gene Ontology annotation, cellular component: nucleus.
GUUUCAGGAUAGUGGUGAGAAGAAGCAGAGGCCACAUUUCCAUUGUUAAACUUCAGGCUCUGUUUGAUGUCCAAGUGAGGGAAUUUUGAGGAGUUGACAAAGAUAAUUCAUGAGUGCAGGGCAGUGACAGCUGUGCACAAGGACUUUUGCAAACUUAUAACAAGGUCCCGGGUUUUAGAUUGUCCAGAAGAUGAAGGUGCAUGGGAUGCUUGGAGACGUAAUAGAUUGCAUUCAAAGUCGUCUUGACCAGAACAUUUCUGACAGACAGAGACGGUUGUGGUGGUGGGAUGUUAUUCUGACAGGAGAUCUGUGGCAGUGGCGAAUCUGUGAAGUUCUCCGUCCUAGGGGGCUGGCUUUGAAUUAACUCAUCACAGAGUAUUAAGGGAAUCAAGGUGUAUGGACAUAGUGUACAGAAACAGCGCUGAGGGAGAUUGUCGGUCUGGGAAAGGGUCUCCACCAGAAACAUCACCCAUACUUUCUCUCCAGAGAUGCUGCCUGUCCCGCUGAGUUACUCCAGCAUUGUGUGUCUAUUAUCAGCCAUGAUCUGGAAAAUUCAGAGCAGUGAAACAUCUUGACCCAGAGCACUCACAUUUAUCACUUUUAUUUUAAACCCCUGUCCCACGUAGGAGUUCAUUCCACGAGUUCUCUCGAGUUUUGCCCUGAUUCGAGCUCGGAGAUUUACGGUAAUGGCCACUCGUCGGUACUCGGGGCUCUCGUGGACAUUUUCCAUCAUGUUGAAAAAUAAUCACGAGUCUUCCCGUGCUUACCUGCCGUUAGCGAGUCUUCCCGUGCUUACCUGCCGUUAGCGAGUCUUCCCGAGUACCUACCGUUAGCGUUACGAGCCGCUCAGAGACAUCCCCGAGCACCGACGUUCCCCCAACGUUCAUUCUCCGUGCUUACCACGAGUUUGAUUUUGUGUUUAACUCGGGAGAGCUCUUGGAAUGAACUCGUACCGUGGGACAGGGAGAUACAGCGCGGAAACACGGCUUUCCACCCAUCCUGGCGGUUCCAGGAACUAGCCGCACCAAUGUGUCAGAUGAGGCAAUGUCUAUAGUGUCUUGUCCAACCUUAUUCUGAGGAUGCCCGGGUAGAAAUCAUACACGACAGAGAAAAUUAUCGACACCAUGGUGCAGUGGCCAGUGGCUCCACUUACCCAAACUCUCCCCGGAGCUCUGCAAACGUCCCCUUUCAAAACAGUGCUACAAUACUUUUCUUAAAGGUACAACUGAAUCAACACGGGUCAGGUUAUAGCAAUUCACUCUGUAAAACCUCCCUUCACUCAGUCUGAAGAACCCGAAAUGUGACCCAUUCCUUCUGUCAGAGAUGCUGCCUAACCCGCUGAGUUACUGCAGCAAUUUGUGUCUAUUUUUGGUGUCAACCAGCAUCUGCAAUUCUUUCCGACACAACUCCUCGCUCUUCCUUCUUGUUGCGCGGAAUCAAGCACCGCCGUUUGCAUACAAAAGCAGAUGAAACGGGCGGGAUACACACACACACACACACACACGGUGCUGGAGUAACUCAGCGGGUCAGGCAGCGUCUCUGGAGAACAUGGAGAGGUGACGUUUCGGGUUGGGAUCCUUCUUCAGCAGCAGUUCCCGCAUCUGCAGUUCCUUGUAUUUAGUUGAAACGUGGAAACUGGGCUCCGGCGAUUUGAUCUGGAGCAAGGUGCUUCUCUCUGUAUUGCCACUACUAGCUGCUAGGACAUUGUAAAGAGGCAUUACAGGAAAGAGUAAUUACAGGAAAGAGUAAUAACUCUUUCACAACUCCAAUCGUCUUUGACUUAUGAACGUUCCCCAUUUGAUUCCCAAAGUUACAUUUACAAUAAGGCAGAGAUGCUAAACCGACGACUUUUUUUUUAAAAAUCGGUCCUGCAUAUAUAUCCUGGGUGAUAUUUGAAAUAUCAAUCUUAUGAAUAAUCGAAUCUUAUAAUGCCCGCUUAACGCGAAUGCACUGCGAUGUAAUGUCACGCACAGUACUUCAGCAGAGUGCUGUGGACAUACAUUUAUCAUUCGAUCAUACAUUGAGGUGGGGGAAAGAUUACAGCAACAUACUCCCGGCGUUGCGAUGCCAGCCUCGCCUUGCGCUCAGUGUAUGUAGAAUGUGGUGCCCGCAACAUUAAUGGCGUUUAGAAUGUGAACAUAAUCGAGCUAAAUAUCCCAAGUGACCACAUUACCCGAGUCUAAAUCAGCAUUUUUCAGGCAUAUCAAUUAUGCACCAACUUGUGCUCGGGUUAUAGCGAAGCCCGGAGCAACUUUGCAAUGUAUUUAUGUUCAAGGCAACCGGCAAGCAAUAGGCGCGCUUUGUAGCCGUUGCUUUAUUAUCGUUUUAAUUUAUCAAUAAUACCUUUCUGUGCCCGCCACCAACGGGAGAAGGAGUCAUUUCGGUUUCGCAAAGGAAGAUAAAAAGGUGUGCAAAAUAUUUUAAAAAGACUACUUAGAAAAUAGACGGGGUGGCACAAGCAGAGUGCAGCACGGUGUAGGAAUGAACUGCAGACGUGUAAGAAAGUUUACACCAAGGAUAGACACAAAAUGCUGGAGUAACUCAGCGGGACAGGCAGCAUCGAUUCAGACCCAUCCCUUCUCUCCAGAGAUGCUGCCUGUUCCACUGAGUUACUCCAGCAUUUUGUAUUUUAUCUACACAGCACGGCGCAGCAGCUACCGCCACUGCUCUGACACUCAUUCUGAGCGACAAGGAGGGAAACCAAUAAGUAUUUGAAUCUGCUUCCGCAUGGUCCCACGUUUGCCAAUGACCGAGGGGUGAAGGCGGGCUGUGACUGGAAGCUGGCGGAGCGAGUGAGCUGGGAUGUACUGAGUGUGUGUGUGUAGUCAGUGCAACCUAGUAGGUACACUUUGCUGCAGACGCGAAGUGACUCAUUCAGAUGUGGCGUGUGCUCAGAGAGGCAGAAAUAGGUUUUAACUUUUAAAACGUAACAAAUAUCAAUUGAAAUCCGCAUUGCAAAAAAAAACAAAAAAACAAAAAGCAAAAAUGCAGAGCGAGAAAUAUUUGCCCGAGCUGAUGGCCGAGAAAGACACGCUGGAUUCAUCUUUUGUUCACGCCGGCCGUCUGCUGUCGGAAGAAAUUGAACAAUUCCAGGAAAGCGACACAAAAAAGGACGAGGAGAAGCAGUACCUUGAUAUUAUCAGCAACAAAAACAUUAAACUUGCUGAACGAGUGCUGAUCCCAGUGAAACAGUAUCCUAAGUUCAAUUUUGUGGGGAAGUUGCUGGGACCACGAGGAAACUCACUGAAGAGGUUACAGGAAGAAACAGGUGCAAAAAUGUCAAUCCUGGGCAAAGGUUCAAUGAGGGACAAAGCCAAGGAAGAAGAACUGAGGAAAGGUGGAGAGGCCAAGUAUGCACACUUGGGUGAUGAUCUACACGUCUUGAUCGAGGUCUUUGUCCCAGCGGGAGAGGCCUACUCACGGAUGAGCCACGCACUGGACGAGGUGAAGAAGUUCCUGGUGCCAGAUUACAAUGAUGAGAUCCGUCAGGAGCAGCUGAGGGAGCUCUCGUACCUGAACGGCUCGGAAGAUUCCACUCGAGGACGGGGCACACGUGGACGGGGGGUUCGAACCCCCCUCACACCGGCAGUCAGGGGACGCGCCACUGCCCUCCUUCCCGGACGUGGAGUUCCGGUUCCCAGACCGCCGGCAGUGGCCCGUGGGGUGCCCCUCCCACCCCACGCGGGCAGGGGCACCGCAGCACCCCGCGGUCGGGGAGGACCAGGAGCAGCGGGCUAUCGACCUCCGCCACCCCCGGAAGAGGACACCUACGAUGAAUACGGUUAUGAUGAUGGCUAUGGAGGAGAUUAUGAUGACCAAAGCUAUGAUACCUAUGAUAACAGUUAUGCAAGUCAAGUGGAGAGUGGCCCGGAAUAUUAUGACUAUGGACACGGAACAAGUGAAGAUACCUACGACAGUUAUGGUCAAGAAGAAUGGGUGCCUUCCCGACCGAGUCUGAAAGCACCAAUUCCAAGGUCAAGAGGGACAUACAGAGAACAUCCCUAUGGUAGAUAUUGAAGGCUGCCCUUGUCCUAUGACCUCAGCUCAAUGACUACAUGCGUGUCCUGUGGUCAUUGUAUAGACUACUACAAGACAAGUAAUAGUUCAUUUGUUUUCUUGCCUAGGGAUAGCUUUUCUCGGGUAUCCUUGUGCACUCCUAUUUCCAAAAAACUUUAAUGGAAGUUGUCAUGAAUUUAUGACAGUAACUCAUAGAAUGGACAAGUCAGUCCCCACACCAUUCAACAAGAAUGCUGUUCCUUUCAACUGAUUUUUCAUUGUUCUAUGUGUAGAAGUAUGUUCAACUAGCAUGAACUGGUGAUAAGUUUUAAGUUUCUAAGCUCACCAGCUAAAGGUAAAUGCUUGUCUUGGGGUAAUAGAAGACUGUAACAAGAUUUUUUUUUUGAAAUAGGUGAUAAACAAGCUGUAGAUAAGUUGUCUUAAACUGUCUUCUUCUAAUAUUUGUCAAUUUAAGAUGUUCAAUAUUUAAUUUGUAAAAUUUAAUUUUUAAAACAAAUGAUGUUGAAUGGAGUUGAGCACAAUCAGCUAUGUAUGUAGCUAACUUUAUUAAAGUGAUCUGUUCAGUGUUUCUACCUGUAUGUGGUAAUAAAAUUGCAUAAAGUUCCAUGUGUAAGCUUCUCUAAAUAGGUGACUUUAAUUUGUCAAAUACAUUUUGCCAAUAAAGCUGAACUCUUUUGUAAAGAACUAAAAUUUGGAAUUAUUUCAUUCUAGUUCUUAAAUGUCUGCCUCUUUUGUUCUGCAGGAAUGCCUAAACUGUUUGCUUCAAUUAUAAACCAAAAUGAACUCUUAGUUGGUUUUUAUAUUGUGUAAGAUAUAAAAGCUGUAUUAACACCCAAUGGGAUGUAAAUAAUUUUAAAACGAAGUUAACACGAUAAUCUGUUUACUUGAUUGAUCUUUAGUAAACUUUAAUGCAGAAACUGUUGGAGCAAUAAAUGGAUUUUAAACUAUCUUACUAAACACAAAAUUCUUAAUUGACUUGUUUGUGUUAGCAUGUCUCUCAUGACAAUGUAACGGAGAUUAAUGAGGUAAGAUCACUUCCCGCUACAGUCUGUCUAAAUGCCUAGCCCUCGGAGCGUUGAACUUUCCUACACCAUUAAAUAUCCCAUCAUAAUGUGCGUUUUACCCAUGCUUGUCUUCACUCAAAAGAGGGCAUUUAAUGCAUUACUGAGGUGAUAAUAAUUGUCUUUACCUGGAAAAUCAUCAAUGUCACUGCCCAAUUGUUUGACCUUCACCUUUAAAAAAACUUUAUUUGCAAUUUCCAGUGCUAAUGUAUCUGAAUUUCACCGUUCGUGAAAGCAGUUUAGAGGGGCUGAUUUAUCUUUAUGAGGCAAUCAGACAUGAUGGCUGAUUAUUAAGAGAAUAUACGGCAGGACUCAAAGGAUGACUAAACGUUAAACACCCUGCAAAAACAAGGUAACACUAAU